Molecule: messenger RNA, 1466 nt
Organism: Arachis ipaensis
Lineage: Eukaryota; Viridiplantae; Streptophyta; Magnoliopsida; Fabales; Fabaceae
Source: RefSeq, a predicted model, not a curated record
GGCAGUUAGAAUUGUGACUUGUGAGGGAGCGCAGAGGGGAAGAAAGAAAAGAAGAGGAGAGAGCCAGAGACACAUAUGCUCCGAUUCCGAACAAGUGGCAACGUAGAUAUCAUGGUGCACGCCGCCAAGCUUGUUUUCAUCAACCACCUGCGCACCGUAGCAUCACCUUCCUCUUGCUCUGCUAAUCUGCGCCCUCCCUCUACCUCUACCUCUACCCGCUCCAUGAACACCAGCUUCGAUCCUCAGCUCCAUCACCUUUUCCAGCAGAAGCAUUCUCUUCGAUCCAAAGUACGCACAAGCCUCAAAAACAUGGAUCCCAUUCUCAAGUCCCAACAAGAUGAUGCCAUUCAGAGGGUUGUUUUAGAAGCUCCAUGGUUCAAGAAUAGUAGCAAUAUAUGUGCUUAUAUAAGUUGUGAUGCUUUACGAGAAGUGGAUACGUCAAGAAUUGUGUCAAAUAUCUUAUCUAACUAUAAAACAGAGGAUCAGGGUCAUGUACAGAUGAAGAAAAGGCUUUAUUUACCACGUGUAGAGGACAAAAAUAGCAACAUGAAGAUGCUUAAGGUAUCAAGUUAUGAUGAUCUGGUUCUGAGCUCAAUGAACAUUUUGGAGCCAACUUUGGUCGAUUCCAGUGGGAAUCCACGUGAAGAUGUUAUGCAAGCAACUGAUCCAGUUGAUUUGUUCAUCGUACCAGGCCUUGCAUUUGACAAAUUUGGAGGACGUCUGGGCCGCAGUGGUGGAAUGAACAGCUUGGGACUGUGUAUCUUCUGGAUUUCUUCCAUACAUAAUGAGAGACCAUACUAGAAAACAAACUUGACAAGAUUAAAAUGAUCAAGGAAAUGAACAUAAUCAAGAUGAUGGGGGAGAGAAUGAAGCAAACUUUGAAGAAGACAUCCUUAUUCUUUUCAUCAGAUUACUAUCUUGCAGCGUUAACAGUGCAUAAUAUUCCAAAUGAGACCUACUUUCACCAUUCCUUGCACCUAUACAAAGGCAUUCCUAAAUGAGUAAAAGACAAAAAUGUUUGUUCUUCCUAUUUCAGAGAUUUUCAUCAUCUUUGUAUCCAUAGCAGCAUGUUCCCCCCUCAUACAACUACGUUUGGACAAUGCUAUUUGCUCAUACAAGUAGUCGGGGUUAGGGAUGGCAAUAGGACAGGACGGGACGGGUAUUUAAGUAGCCAUAUCUGUCCUGAAUACCCAGGCAUUGCUCCAUUUCCUUCCCCAUUAGUUUUGCCCCAUACCCAAACCCGUGGGUAUAUAUACCUGCCCUGCACACUUCCCGCCCCACCUCGGAACUUAAUUGAUUUAUAGUUUUUCUCUUUUAAAAAAAAAUCUAUACCAUGAAGAUAAACAAAUUGAACUGAACUGAGCGCUCCUUAUAUAUCGGGAAAUUGUAUACAAUAUGCUUCUGUAGUUCUCACCGUUGGUUUGUGUCUAUUUUUACUAAUGGCUUUCAGGAUUGUUUAAUUUUUU